Messenger RNA from Leptidea sinapis, 1338 nucleotides. Its product is annotated as translation initiation factor IF-2-like. The transcript has 6 exons. The record is from RefSeq and is a predicted model, not a curated record. NCBI's taxonomy places the organism in Eukaryota, Metazoa, Arthropoda, Insecta, Lepidoptera, Pieridae. The annotation marks the transcript as partial.
UACUUCAUUUCCGAUUCUAUAGAUAGUACUACAACUUUCAAGUAUUAAUUUGAUUAUGUUCAAAGAAUAUAUUACUGCUUAGAAAUAGAAUAUUUUACUGAUUACGUCCGAGAAUACAAAAAUAAACCUUUUGUUGCAACAAACACCUUAAUUUGUUUCACUUUCUGCGUCAUCAUAUUAUGAAAAAUUGCGAACUGAAAGUCAACAACAUAAGCAAUGGGCUUAAAUGAUGUUGGAUAUUACCUCACCAAGGACUCUGUAAAUACUAAGUGUGAAGUCAUGGAGGUGGAGGAGACAUAUGGGGAUCCCCUGUGGCUGCACAGCAUGCUCGUGUCUCACACCCUCGCUGUCAGUGAUCUGUUGGAGGGCCGUUCCGGCGUGUGGGGCGAGCACUCGUACGCCCGACCGCGCGGGGUGGCGGCUCCCGGCGGAGUGCGCUGUCUGCUGCGCGCGCACCCGCCCGCCGCGCUCCCCGCGCCCUCCUCCGACGACCCCGUGGACGUGGAGAGCGUGCCGCCCGCGCCGCCCGCGCCCCCCACACUGCCCCCACUGCCCGCGGCCGGCACCGACACCGACUCGGAUCAGGACGGUGAGUCGGAGAGUGAGUGGGAGGAGCGCGUGGUGCAGGCGGCGCCCGGGCCGGCGCACGCGCGUCUGGCCAACGAGGCGGUGGCAAUCCUGCGCGCGCUGCGGCUGCGGCGACUGGCGGGCGCGGGCGGGCGGCGGCGCGGCGUGCGGCAGGCGGCCGCGCGUCUGCGGCGGGCCUUAGCCCCGCACUGGGCGCGGGCGACGGCGCGCUGGCUGCACGCCACGCUGACACAGCACGCGCCGGCCGCCGCGCGCCGCCGCUACGGUGCCGUGCUGGCAGCGCUGGCCCGCGCCGCGCCGCGCCUGGCCGAGCGACUGGCGCCGCGCCUGCAGCCCGCGCCCGCGCACCCGCUGAGCGCCGUCGGAGCGGCGGUGAGCGCGCGGACGGACGGCCCGUGGCUGGCGUGGGCUGGCGGCGCAGGUCGUUGGGUCCGGCGCCUGCGCGCUCUGCUGCACGUGCGGCCCCUGCUGCCCGCGGCACAGGCCACGCCCGCGCCCCGCUCGCCGCAUCGCUGGUGCGCCGACGUAGCGCACGCGGCCCGCGCGGCGCUCGACAACGUGCUCGCUGAGGCCGGCGAGCGCGGCGUAGUGGUUGGCGGCGCCGGCGGGUUCGCGUCCCUGGCCAGUUGGCUGGCGGCGGGCGCCGACUCGCGUGUGCGCGGCACCUUGCUGCUGGCCCCCGCGGCGCGCACGGCCGAGGGCGACGCGGGGGGUGCGGCGGCGGGCGCGGGGGGCCGCGUGCUGACGGUG